AUGGUGCAAAUAAUUCCAAGGACCAAGUUGACCUUUGGCGCUAUGUUCGUGAACUUGGAGGACCAGCUGGAGGAACAGCUGGGGCCUGGAGGACCAGCUGGAGGACCAGCUGGAGCCUGGAGGACCAGCUGGAGGAACAGUUGGGGCCUGGAGGACCAGCUGGAGGAACAGCUGGGGCCUGGAGGACCAGCUGGAGGAACAGUUGGGGCCUGGAGGACCAGCUGGAGGAACAGCUGGGGCCUGGAGGACCAGCUGGAGGACCAGCUGGAGCCUGGAGGACCAGCUGGAGGACCAGCUGGAGCCUGGAGGACCAGCUGGAGGAACAGCUGGAGCCUGGAGGACCAGCUGGAGGAACAGUUGGGGCCUGGAGGACCAGCUGGAGGAACAGCUGGGGCCUGGAGGACCAGCUGGAGGACCAGCUGGAGCCUGGAGGACCAGCUGGAGGACCAGCUGGAGCCUGGAGGACCAGCUGGAGGAACAGCUGGAGCCUGGAGGACCAGCUGGAGGAACAGUUGGGGCCUGGAGGACCAGCUGGAGGAACAGUUGGGGCCUGGAGGACCAGCUGGAGGACCAGCUGGAGCCUGGAGGACCAGCUGGAGCCUGGAGGACCAGCUGGAGGAACAGUUGGGGCCUGGAGGACCAGCUGGAGGAACAGCUGGGGCCUGGAGGACCAGCUGGAGGAACAGUUGGGGCCUGGAGGACCAGCUGGAGGAACAGCUGGGGCCUGGAGGACCAGCUGGAGCCUGGAGGACCAGCUGGAGGAACAGCUGGGGCCUGGAGGACCAGCUGGAGCCUGGAGGACCAGCUGGAGGAACAGUUGGGGCCUGGAGGACCAGCUGGAGGAACAGCUGGGGCCUGGAGGACCAGCUGGAGGAACAGCUGGGGCCUGGAGGACCAGCUGGAGGAACAGCUGGGGCCUGGAGGACCAGCUGGAGGAACAGCUGGGGCCUGGAGGACCAGCUGGAGGAACAGCUGGGGCCUGGAGGACCAGCUGGAGGAACAGUUGGGGCCUGGAGGACCAGCUGGAGGAACAGUUGGGGCCUGGAGGACCAGCUGGAGGACCCGCUGGAGCCUGGAGGACCAGCUGGAGGAACAGUUGGGGCCUGGAGGACCAGCUGGAGGAACAGCUGGAGCCUGGAGGACCAGCUGGAGGAACAGCUGGGGCCUGGAGGACCAGCUGGAGGACCAGCUGGGGCCUGGAGGACCAGCUGGAGGACCAGCUGGAGCCUGGAGGACCAGCUGGAGCCUGGAGGACCAGCUGGAGGAACAGUUGGGGCCUGGAGGACCAGCUGGAGGAACAGCUGGAGCCUGGAGGACCAGCUGGAGGAACAGUUGGGACCUGGAGGACCAGCUGGAGCCUGGAGGACCAGCUGGGGCCUGGAGGACCAGCUGGGGCCUGGAGGACCAGCUGGGGCCUGGAGGACCAGCUGGGGCCUGGAGGACCAGCUGGGGCCUGGAGGACCAGCUGGGGCCUGGAGGAACAGCUGGAGCCUGGAGGACCAGCUGGGGCCUGGAGGACCAGCUGGAGCCUGGAGGACCAGCUGGGGCCUGGAGGACCAGCUGGGGCCUGGAGGACCAGCUGGGGCCUGGCGGGUAGCUGG
This is a messenger RNA of Procambarus clarkii (red swamp crayfish), 1601 nucleotides long. Lineage: Eukaryota; Metazoa; Arthropoda; Malacostraca; Decapoda; Cambaridae. The record is from RefSeq and is a predicted model, not a curated record.